CUCUUCUUGAUAAUUGUAGCGGAAUCGUUCGACAUAAAUUCUCCAUUGAAAUGUAUAUAGAAGGAAGUGUGCAUGAACGACAUGAGAAUCGGAUAUAAUCUUAGUGAUAAAGUGUCUCUGUUCUUAGUGACAAUAAUAUAAUUCUCACCGACCCCAUCAUCACUUUCCCUUUGCAUUCUGUGGGAGGAAACAGAGAAAGUUUGUGCACAGACAUAUGUGCUCUCCAUAUUUGGAUGAUAUUCAAACCACAAAGAUGCCUGGAAUAGUGAAUGACUACAACCCAGCUAUUCAUACAACAAGAUUGGAAAGGCUUUUGAGAGACCGAGAAAUAAGAAGAUCCAGCAGAUCUUACAGUUCAAAUGAGGAUGCCAGAGAUGCUAACAGAGACAUCGAUAUUCACAGAAACAGGAAUAACAUAUAUUUAUCUGAUGCUGAUAAGAGGAGUGGUGACGAAGAGUUAUUGGAUGGGAUUGCAGAAUCAAAAACUCUCCAUGAUGGAUGUGAGAAGAAAGAUGGAUGGCCCUCUAAGCAACGCUUGUUGGUUGUGGCCAACCGGCUCCCUGUAGCUGCAGUUAGGACGGGUGAGGACUCGUGGCAGCUCGAAAUAAGUGCAGGUGGCUUAGUUAGUGCUCUACUGGGCGUCAACGAAUUUGAAACCAGAUGGAUUGGGUGGGCAGGGGUAAAUGUACCUGAUGAAGUUGGACAGAGAUCGCUCACCGAGGCUUUAGCUGAAAAGAGGUGCAUUCCGGUUUUCCUUGAUGAAGAGGUUGUACACCAAUACUACAAUGGCUACUGUAACAACAUAUUGUGGCCUCUUUUCCAUUAUCUUGGGCUUCCUCAAGAAGACAGACUUGCAACAACACGUAGCUUCCAGUCUCAGUUUUCGGCAUAUAAGAAAGCAAAUCAGCUGUUUGCAGAUGUUGUCAAUGAGCAUUACGAGGAGGGUGAUGUUGUCUGGUGCCAUGAUUACCAUCUCAUGUUCCUUCCAAAAUACCUGAAAAAGUAUAAUAUGCAAAUGAAAGUUGGCUGGUUUCUCCACACACCAUUCCCCUCAUCUGAGAUUCACCGGACACUGCCAUCUAGAUCAAAACUGCUAAGAUCUGUUCUUGCUGCUGAUUUGGUUGGCUUCCAUACGUAUGAUUAUGCAAGACACUUUGUCAGUGCCUGCACUCGUAUUCUUGGGCUUGAGGGCACACCAGAAGGAGUAGAGGAUCAAGGAAAGCUUACACGUGUGGCUGCGUUUCCAAUCGGGAUAGAUUCUAGUCGGUUCAUUCGUGCUCUUGAGCUUCCUGAAGUUAAAGAUCACAUCAGGGAACUGAAAGAAAGAUUUGCUGGACGAAAGGUUAUGUUGGGAGUUGAUCGUCUAGAUAUGAUUAAGGGAAUUCCUCAAAAGAUUUUGGCAUUCGAAAAGUUUCUUGAAGAAAACCCAGUUUGGCAAGACAAGGUUGUUCUAUUGCAGAUUGCAGUUCCAACAAGGACUGAUGUUCCCGAAUAUCAGAAGCUUACAUGUCAAGUUCAUGAAAUUGUUGGACGUAUUAAUGGAAGAUUUGGAACCCUUACUGCAGUUCCAAUACAUCAUCUGGAUAGAUCUCUUGACUUUCAUGCAUUAUGUGCACUAUAUGCUGUUACCGAUGUGGCUUUAGUAACAUCUUUAAGGGAUGGUAUGAAUCUCGUCAGCUAUGAGUUUGUGGCCUGCCAAGCCGAGAAGAAAGGGGUUCUCAUCCUAAGUGAGUUUGCAGGUGCAGCUCAGUCUCUUGGUGCUGGAGCAAUAUUGGUUAAUCCAUGGAACAUUACUGAAGUUGCUGCUUCAAUUGGUUAUGCUUUGACAAUGCCUGCUGAUGAAAGAGAAAAACGACAUCAGCACAAUUUCAUGCAUAUAACUACUCAUACAUCGCAAGAAUGGGCUGGAACUUUUGUGAGUGAGCUCAAUGAUACAAUUGUAGAAGCUCAGCUGAGAACUAGACAAAUUCCACCUUUACUUCCCACCAGAGUUGCUGUUGAACGUUACUUACAGUCAAAAAAUAGAUUGCUCAUACUGGGAUUCAAUGCAACUCUGACUGAACCAGUGGAUACUCCUGGAAGAAGGAUUGAUCAAUUCAAAGAAAUGGAGGUCAAACUGCAUCCAGAUUUAAAAGAACCUUUGAAUAAGCUAUGCAAUGAUCCAAAGACCACCGUGGUUAUCCUCAGUGGAAGUGAUAGAAAAGUACUUGACGAGAAUUUUGGUGAAUAUAACUUGUGGCUGGCGGCAGAACAUGGGAUGUUUUUACGCCGUACAAAGGGAGAUUGGAUGACAACAAUGCCUGAAAAUCUCCAUAUGGAUUGGGUGGAUAGUGUGAAGCAUGUCUUUGAGUACUUUACUGAGAGGACACCACGCUCUCAUUUUGAGCUUCGUCGAACUUCACUUGUGUGGAACUAUAAACAUGCAGAUGUGGAGUUUGGGAGGCUGCAAGCAAAAGAUUUACUGCAGCAUCUCUGGACAGGCCCAAUUUCAAAUGCUUCUGUGGAUGUUGUCCAAGGUGGGCGAUCAGUUGAGGUCCGAGCGGUGGGUGUGACCAAGGGUGCUGCAAUUGAUCGAAUUCUGGGGGAAAUUGUUCACAGCAAUGAUGUCAAAGCACCAAUUGACUAUGUACUGUGUGUUGGACAUUUCCUACCUAAGGAUGAAGAUAUAUACACAUUUUUCGAGCCAGAGCUUCCUGUUGGAGGUGCUACCACUUCAAGAGCAAAGAUAAGUAAGCCAAGAAACCAAACUGCUUCAAAAAUUUCAGCACAAAAGAGCAGCUUCAGGCCCUUUGUCCAGAAAGCCCCUCAAACUUUUUCAUCGUCAGAGAAGAAAACAACUAGCAAUGGGAAUGGGCACUGGUGGUCAAUGAUGCGUGAUAGAUUGACAGUGCAUGAAGGCUCAUCAGUUCUUGAUCUUAAGGGUGAGAAUUAUUUCUCUUGUGCAGUGGGACGAAAGAGAUCAAGUGCCAGAUAUCUUCUUGGAUCACCAGCUGAUGUAGUAUCAUUGCUGAAGGAGCUGGCAGAUAGUUUAUCACAGAGUUAGAUUCAGCCUUACCAUUGCUGUUUCUAUCAUAGAAAGUUUAAGAGCCUCAACAAAGUAUGCUAGUGUGAAUGAUGGUUUCAGGAGAUACUUUUCAGGAAUCAAGAGUACAGAGAGCAAACUUGGACGUCCAAGUACUUCAACAAUUCUUUCAAAUAGCGUCCGGAAGCAAAUGGAGACUACAUCAUGUAGGAUAGAUAUGAAUUUUGGAGUUUGAUCCAUUCAGAGAGACACUGUAUUUCAACUUUGUAUUGAAUGGGAAGUAGAAAUUUUCUGGACACAGUUUUCCUCGCAUUGAUGCAGAUGUUGGAUACACUGAAAUAAUAUUAUUCUGGUUUUUAUCUUGAUCCAAAUUGACAAAGCAGCAGGCAAAAAAUGGAAUGUGCUUUGCUUUUGCAUAAAAGUUUCGUUAUACAGACAGAUGUACCUUACAGUUUAGUUGUUUCAACUGUCAUGAUAUGCUGCUCACAA
This is a messenger RNA of Coffea eugenioides, 3511 nucleotides long. Its product is annotated as alpha,alpha-trehalose-phosphate synthase [UDP-forming] 1-like. Lineage: Eukaryota; Viridiplantae; Streptophyta; Magnoliopsida; Gentianales; Rubiaceae. Gene Ontology annotation, biological process: trehalose biosynthetic process. The coding region runs from base 215 to 3043 and encodes 942 amino acids. The transcript is spliced from 19 exons. Gene Ontology annotation, molecular function: alpha,alpha-trehalose-phosphate synthase (UDP-forming) activity. The record is from RefSeq and is a predicted model, not a curated record. Gene Ontology annotation, cellular component: cytosol.